Molecule: messenger RNA, 982 nt
Organism: Canariomyces notabilis
Lineage: Eukaryota; Fungi; Ascomycota; Sordariomycetes; Sordariales; Chaetomiaceae
Exons: 1
Coding region: 286-924 (212 amino acids)
Biological process (GO): ribose phosphate metabolic process; nucleoside phosphate metabolic process
Cellular component (GO): nucleus
Molecular function (GO): ADP-ribose diphosphatase activity
Source: RefSeq, a predicted model, not a curated record
CAACUUCUGCCAUUCUUCAUUUGGAUUCUGGGUCGAUUACCUACUUUUCGUUCCUUUCGCUUGCUUCCGGGUUGCCAGCGGAAAUUCCUCCGGUCAGCCCUCAGACUCAAUCACUCAAGCCAUCUCAUGCGGGGCAUUCUGUCCUUUCGCCCCGCCCGCCGCUGCUUUCUGAUCCCAAUCCGAGCCAACCUCAGCUGUUGCCCCUCAACCUCAACCUCAACCGCAUUUUACUUCUCACAUCGCCUAUUCCAGCCCUUGUCCACAGCCGCCAAACCCACAGCCAAAAUGACACUCCACAAAACCCAAGAACCAGUAAUCACCUCAGUCACCGACCUGCCAACCUCGGAAGCAAAAUGGAUCACGCUCCGCAAAGUCUCGUACAUCGACCAGACAGGGACACCGCGGACGUGGGAGGUAGCGGCGCGCAAGACACGAGCCUCAUCAGCGGGGAUCGACGCCGUGGCCAUGGGCAACGUGCUGCUGCACCCUUCGCGGCCGGCCAGCACGAUCCUAGUAAUCCAGUACCGCCCGCCGCUCGACGCCUACACGGUCGAGUGGCCCGCGGGGUUGGUCGACGAAGGGGAGACGCCCGAGCAGGCGGCCGUGCGCGAGUUCCGUGAGGAGACGGGCUACGACUGCGAGGUGGUCAGCGUCAGCCCCGUGCAGGCGGCCGACCCGGGCCUGAGCAGCGCCAACAUGAAGCUCGUCAUGGUGAAAGUCCGGUUGGGUGAGGGGGAUGAGCUGCCCGAGCAGCGCCUCGAGGACGGCGAGCACAUCCAGCGCGUCGUGGUGCCCCUGUCGGAGCUGUACGAGAGGCUGGUGGAGUACAGCAAGCGUGAAAGGACCGUUGUGGCUGCGAAGCUGUUCCAUUUUGCUGCGGGCAUGGAGUUUGCGAGGACUCAGGGUCCGGAGUACAGGCUGUAGAAUGCGGAUAUAGCGGGCAUCGGUUUGCAUCGAUAGAAGGGAGUUGUGAUAGUUCGGC